Penicillium mononematosum is the source of this 1032-nucleotide messenger RNA. Its product is annotated as carbohydrate esterase family 5 protein. Gene Ontology annotation, biological process: carbohydrate catabolic process. Gene Ontology annotation, cellular component: extracellular region. Bases 1 to 1032 code for a protein of 343 amino acids. The transcript has 3 exons. NCBI's taxonomy places the organism in Eukaryota, Fungi, Ascomycota, Eurotiomycetes, Eurotiales, Aspergillaceae. The record is from RefSeq and is a predicted model, not a curated record. Gene Ontology annotation, molecular function: cutinase activity.
AUGAAGUCUACUAUCAUCCUCACCUUGGCUAGUAUUGCCAUCGCGGCUCCCACUCGCACCAUCGAGAACCGCCAGCUGCCCGGUCUCGGUUCUGGCAGUGGUACCGGCACUGGUCUGGAUGCCUUGAAGUCUCUCAUUCCAGGUCUCUCCGGUAGCGGCUCCGGCACUCCUACCGGCAGUGGAUUGGAGGGUCUUAGUUCUCUCAUGCCGGGACUCUCUGGCUCUGGCAGCUCGUCCAGCAGUGGAUUGAGCGGUCUGGGUUCUCUCAUUCCAGGACUCUCCGGCGGCGGCUCCGGCACUCCUACUGGCAGUGGAUUGGAGGGUCUGAGUUCUCUCAUGCCGGGUCUCUCUGGCUCUGGCAGCUCGUCGAGCAGUGGAUUGAGCGGUCUGGGUUCUCUCAUCCCAGGACGCUCGACCUCUAGCACCGGCUCCGACAGCUCGUCAGGCGGCGGAUUUGGUCUCCCCAGUUUCGGCGGCUUGGGCUCUUCGACCGAGAACGGUGUGACUCAGAAUGAUGGCUGCAAGGAGUACACCUUCAUUUUUGCUCGCGGAACUAGCGAGAUGGGUAAUAUGGGCUCGGUCGUUGGACCCCCCGUCGCCAAGCAGUUGAACUCCUUGACCGGCGACAAGGUCACCGUGCAGGGUGUGACAUACCCGGCUGAUGCAGCGGGCAACGGAAUGAUGGGCGGAUCCGGCGGUCCCACCAUGGCCAAGCUUGUCAAGCAGGCUCUUAGCCAGUGCCCUAAGACUAAGGUCUUGCUGGGCGGAUACUCCCAGGGUGCGAUGGUCGUCCACAAUGCUGCCAACAGCCUCGAUGCUGGCCAGAUCACCGCUGCUGUUCUUUUCGGUGACCCACUCAAGGCCCAGGGUGUCGGUAAGCUUGCCAGUGAUAAGGUCAAGGAGUUCUGUAACAUGGGUGACCCCGUCUGCUUGAACGGAGCAAAUUUCAUGGCGCACAUUAGUUACGGCAGUGACGCCGAGACGGCUGCGAAGUUCUUGAUUGAAGCUGCUGGCGCUUCCACUUCUUCGUAG